Messenger RNA from Drosophila elegans, 4950 nucleotides. It is a transcript of the gene sff, whose product is annotated as serine/threonine-protein kinase BRSK2. NCBI's taxonomy places the organism in Eukaryota, Metazoa, Arthropoda, Insecta, Diptera, Drosophilidae. Gene Ontology annotation, molecular function: ATP binding; tau-protein kinase activity; protein serine/threonine kinase activity. The record is from RefSeq and is a predicted model, not a curated record. Gene Ontology annotation, cellular component: cytoplasm. Gene Ontology annotation, biological process: intracellular signal transduction; protein phosphorylation; microtubule cytoskeleton organization. The coding region runs from base 974 to 3559 and encodes 861 amino acids. The transcript is spliced from 16 exons.
GUUUGCCGUGGCCAAAAAAGAACGGACAAACACUAUUUUAGUUGAAACAUCAUUUCCAACUGUAAACGGCAGCGCGAUUAUAGGCAACAAAAAAAAGGAGAAAAUAAGUACGCCUCUGUGUGUGUGUGCGUACGUCACAGACCGCGUGCGAGUGUAUGUGUGUGUGUGCGAUGGGAAAAAUCAGUAAAAUGUUUAUGCAAAUCAUGCGACGAAUGUGCGCCAAUUGCGUAAAAUCGUAAAGUGCAUUAAGUGAAACGAAAUUAUAUAAUUAAGGAGCGCCAUAAGGAAAAAAGCGAAAAGUAUUUUUUUUGGCAAAUACAAAGAAAGUAAAAAGGUUGCAGCUCCUCUUCCUUUUCUUCGCGUGUGUGUGUGUGUGUAGGUGUAGGCGAGUGUGGCAGUGUGUUGGUGUCUCGUGGCCAGCUGUCUGUGUGUGUGUCCGGGAGCGGGUGUCUGUAUGUGUGCACUGUGGGUGCAACAACGUGAACGGUUCAUCCCGGAAGUGAUUUGUAUAAGGCCGAAAGGAAAGCCUCUGAAAUUUUACACCCAAGCGGAAACAGUUGCUUGUAUUUUGUGAUGAAGUCAUGUGGAAAUAGCAGCCACAACCACAGCAACUACAACUACAACACGACCAGUACAAUUAUAGGCAAAAGUUAAUUAAAUGCUGCAUCAUUUGCAAGCUGCAAAAAGGAAUUCUUAACAAUCGCAAUAAAACUUUUGUCGAACAAAAGUAAUUAAAGGCCCUCACACUCAGACCAAUACCUCACUUGGCGCUAUGCGACAACAAAGUUGGUAGGAGCGGCGAUUGGUCGUUGGGCGUUGGGCGCUGGGCGUUCUGCAAGUGGGCGAGUGGGGCCAGAAGGAGUCCUGUACAUGGCCAGAAGCCAGCUGACGCUGCCAGCCGCAAACAGCUAACAGCUAACAGCAAGGAGCCCCUCGGGGACCAAGGACGCAGGACGAAGCGACGGCCAACAAAAUGCAGAAGGAGAACAAUGUCACGGCGGAGAAUUGCCAAUUUGUGGGGCCCUAUCGCCUGGAGAAAACCCUCGGCAAGGGUCAAACGGGUCUCGUCAAGUUGGGCGUGCAUUGUGUGAUUGGCAAGAAGGUUGCGAUCAAAAUAAUCAAUCGCGAGAAACUCAGCGAAUCGGUGCUAAUGAAGGUUGAACGUGAAAUCGCCAUAAUGAAACUAAUCGAUCAUCCGCACGUCCUUGGCCUGAGCGAUGUGUACGAGAACAAGAAGUAUUUGUAUUUAAUAUUGGAGCAUGUAUCCGGCGGCGAGCUCUUCGACUACCUGGUGAAGAAGGGUCGCCUGACGCCUAAAGAGGCACGCAAGUUCUUCAGGCAAAUCAUCUCCGCCCUGGACUUCUGCCACUCGCAUUCGAUUUGCCAUCGCGACUUGAAGCCGGAGAACCUGCUGCUGGACGAGAAGAAUAACAUUAAGAUUGCGGACUUUGGCAUGGCCUCACUGCAGCCGGCUGGCAGCAUGCUGGAGACCUCCUGCGGCAGCCCCCACUACGCGUGUCCGGAGGUCAUACGGGGCGAGAAGUACGAUGGCCGCAAGGCGGAUGUCUGGUCCUGCGGGGUCAUACUGUACGCCCUGCUGGUGGGUGCGUUGCCCUUCGACGACGACAACUUGCGCCAGCUGCUGGAGAAAGUCAAGCGCGGCGUCUUUCACAUACCGCACUUCGUGCCGCCGGACUGCCAGAGUCUGCUGCGCGGCAUGAUUGAGGUGAAUCCGGACCGGCGGCUCACGCUGGCUGAAAUCAACCGCCAUCCGUGGGUCACAGCUGGCGGCAAAGGCGAACUGGAGCUGGAGCUGCCGAUGAUGGAGGUGGUGCAGACACAUGUGAUUCCCACAGCCACUGCGGUGGAUCCGGAUGUGUUGAACGCAAUUUGUUCGCUGGGCUGUUUCAAGGAGAAGGAGAAGCUCAUCCAGGAGUUGCUCAGUGCGAGUCACAAUACGGAGAAGGUCAUAUAUUUCCUGCUGCUGGAGCGGAAGCGAAGGCGACCUGCGCUGGAGGAUGACGAUGAAAUUGCGCAGAAGUCCCGCAGUGAACUGGAUGCAGUGGAUCCGCCACGUAAACGCCUCGACACCUGUCGCAUUAACGGCACAAAUGCACCCAGCUACGGACAGAUCUCGGAGGGUUCACCGCUCACGCCAAGGCGACAGGCCUUUAACUUCCGCUCGUACAGCAGCACACGGAACCACCAAAGGCGCUCGCCCACAACAGUUUCCUCGUCGGUGCGGAGCUCCUCAUAUCACAGUCCCACGCGUUGCAACUCCCCGAUGAGUUCGGCGCAGCAGCAGGCGAAUGCCAUAUCCCGGCCAUCAUCACCGGCGGCGGGAACCCGGCACUCCACAUAUGGCGACCGUGAUCGCUCUGGCCACCACUCGUCCGUGAGCCGGACACCGUCGCACAGUUCGCAGAAGAGCAUCGAGGGCGAUGUGGUGGUGGUGCGGGAGCCACGCAUCGAGCGACGGGACUCGCUGCGCCAGGAGCGUGGUGGCGGAUCGCCGAGGGAGCGUGGCGAUUGCGGCAUUCCGCCAAGCAGUCCGGGUGGCAACUCGAGCGGAUCCACAUCCGCCUCGCCGUCGGUGCACCACCGUGCCAACUCAGGUCCGACCAUUGCCAUUAGUAUGUUCCACGAUCCCGAGUCGAAUAGUGUUGUGAACCCCAAUGGCUCGCCCAUGAUGAACAACAGCAGUCCGGGAAUGCCGGGCUCACCGUGCAACACACCUGGUGGCCAGUUGUGGAAGACGCGACUGACCAACAUCAAGAACAGUUUCUUGGGAAGUCCGCGCUUCCAUCGCAGAAAAAUGCAAGUUUCUGCCGAUGAGGUGCACUUGACGCCCGAAUCCUCGCCAGAGCUCACGAAGCGCUCCUGGUUUGGUAAUCUCAUAACAACCGAGAAGGAUGAAACCUUCACUAUUUUGGUCAAGGGCAAGCCCAUUGCCACGGUCAAGGCGCAUUUGAUACACGCAUUUCUAUCCAUGGCUGAACUAUCUCAUAGCGUGGUUUCGCCCACCUCGUUUCGGGUGGAGUACAAGCGGAAUGGCAACGGACCCGUCAUGUUCCAGCGUCAUGUCAAGUUUCAGGUUGACAUCAGUGCCAUUUGCAAACAAGGUGACAUAGCAGAUAUGUUGUUUGCACUAACAUUUACGCUGCUAUCAGGUAACAUUCGGCGUUUUCGACGCAUUUGCGAGCACAUCCAGUCCCAGGUGUGCUCCAAGCGGUUUCCAGGACCCAGUAGUCCGCCCACGGUAACCAGUGUAACCCAGGCCGUUUCGGAAAGCUCCUCAUGCGGAUCGGUGUCCAGUGAGAGAUUGUCGUACAAGCGACAGGUGAUCGAGAACGAUAUGGAAAACGACUCCAUAUUCUCGUACAAGUCGGGCAACGGACGUCGAGCCUCGACCACAAACAACAAUAAUGCCAAUCCAGUUGACAUACCAGGCAGUCCGAUUGCGGUGCGAUCCAACUCUGAGACCGCUGAGCACGAACGCAACCGCGAAUUGCAGAGUGAGCGUCAGGCGACAACGAUGUCCGGUAGUGCAAUCGCAUGAGAAUUAUUUCUCUGAUUUAGUUACAUUUUUCUCAAGGAUGUUUGUUUCGAUAUGGCACUAGUCAACACCAAACGCAACCAAAUAUUGUAUUCCAACUAGAUAACGAAUCAGCCACUCAAACAGUAUUUUUUCUAGAAUACCAUCAGCCAGAGAUCUUCAAACUAAGUCAACACGAAAAACUCGAAUAACAUAAUAAAGCAAUAAUAGUGGAAUUUGUAUGAACUAGCAUAUAUAACGAAUCUAAACUUUUCAACGCCGAUCGAUUGAACAGAACUUUGCUAGCUGCUCCAGCUUUUAUCGAACUUGAUUUUCUAAUUAUUGUUAAUUUUUUGAGUGACUUUUGUAUAUGUUCUUAUGAGGGACAUUGUUGCCGCCGCGCCUGAAAAGCUUGCAAAUUUAAAACACCGUGUAAAAAUUUACAAAAAAAAUCAAGUUAGUCCUAGAUUAAGUCGAACCAGUUAUUCUAGUCAUUUUCUUUACCUAGACUAGGCCUCGUAUUUAGCUACGCAAAUGAUGAUUGAUGAUUGCUACUCAAGAAAAUUCGCUGACGAUUUGUAUAGAGUGUAUAAAUGAUAUUACGGAAAUGCACUGAUCUUUAACUACUAAAUAAAGUAACAAAAUUGAAAAAGAAAAGAACUUUUGCAUUACCUUAGCGUUGCUGUUUUUUCUAACAAACCAAAUCGACAUAACUAUUUUGCUAGCUAUGCAGUACUAAACCAAAAACCGAAAAAGCAGGAUGGGAAACGCAAACUAUUUUUCCUAAAUAACAAAAUACUAAAUAAAAAGCGUCAACUUUCGAACUUCAGGCAUGCAUGUAUGACGAUCAAAAGAGUGUUGUGCAGUAGAAAAAGUCAGCUGAUAUUGACAGAGGAAAAAACAUGUAUAAUGUACAUAAGACACCGAAUAACUAACAACGGCACAGCAUAUGGCUAAUUAAGCAUAUACAGCACAUUAAAGUAACGACAUUAAAUACCAGAAACAAUAUAUUUUGCAUGGGCAUGAAAUAAGCUUUCUUAACCAAUACUUGUAUAAAUCAAUUGGGACGAAAUAUAUAUCUAUGUAUAGAAUGGAUCAGGGAUUGUACAAAUUGCUGGGUUGCGUCAGUGACAAAAAAACCUAGGAGAGAAAUUCGAUUGGAGUUUGUAUAUUUUUAUUGGAAAACAAGUAGAGCAAACAAGCUGUCCAAAAAUGCACAAAUCGCAAUGCUAUCGAUGGCCUACGAUAGUUUUUCUCUUAGUGUAAAAAGCGUAUCGCAUGGCAACCCCACAAACAAUCACAUUGAACCUUCCCUACCUUGCGUUUGAGUGGUUUUCAUAGUUUAUAGAUUCUUUUCUAACACCCAAGCCAAUCAGAGUUCUUUUUAUAACACAUACGAUAAUUUGAAACUAAAA